This is a messenger RNA of Protopterus annectens (West African lungfish), 447 nucleotides long. RefSeq names its product larval/pupal cuticle protein H1C-like. The coding region runs from base 1 to 447 and encodes 148 amino acids. The record is from RefSeq and is a predicted model, not a curated record. The transcript has a single exon. Lineage: Eukaryota; Metazoa; Chordata; Ceratodontiformes; Protopteridae.
AUGGCACAUGCUGUACUUUGUGGCUAUGUGGCACAUGCUGCACCUUGUGACUAUGUGGCACAUGCUGUACCUUGUGGCUAUGUGGCACAUGCUGUACCAUGUGGCUAUGUGGCAUAUGCCGUACCUUGUGGCUAUGUGGCACAUGCUGUACCUUUUGGUUAUGUGGCACAUGCUGUACCUUGUGGUUAUAUGGCACAUGCUGUACCUUGCGGCUAUGUGGCACAUGCUGCACCUUCUGACUAUGUGGGACAGGCUGCACCUUGUGGCUAUGUGGCACAUGCUGUACUGUGUGGCUAUGUGUCACAUUCUGUACCUUGUGGUUAUGUGGCACAUGCUGUACCUUGCGGCUAUCUGGCACAUGCUGCACCUUCUGACUAUGUGGGACAUGCUGUACCUUGUGGCUAUGUGUCACAUGCUGUACCUUGUGGCUAUGUGCACAUGCUGUAG